Molecule: messenger RNA, 1518 nt
Organism: Gloeophyllum trabeum ATCC 11539
Lineage: Eukaryota; Fungi; Basidiomycota; Agaricomycetes; Gloeophyllales; Gloeophyllaceae
Exons: 5
Coding region: 1-1515 (504 amino acids)
Biological process (GO): vesicle budding from membrane; late endosome to vacuole transport via multivesicular body sorting pathway
Cellular component (GO): multivesicular body; ESCRT III complex
Source: RefSeq, a predicted model, not a curated record
AUGUCGAGAAGCGCGACGCCCUUGAAAUUCGCCCAGCUAUCGUCUUUGCUAACCUACACCAGCUCAUCUACCUCGCGACUUCAGGCCCUAUACUCGGACUUCACGCGUCAGAAGCAGUCCAACCCUACAUCAUACCAGUCGAACAUUGACUGGUGGCGGCGUACUCUCGAAGCAGUGGUUUCAAAAGGAUGGCAACAUGAGGCCUCACAGGACCGACUCAUCUUACAUGCCAGCCCGAGCCUAGCGGAGGUAUUCAGGUAUGAGGGUGUUGGGAAACCGCUCAGCCUUAGCACGGUUAUUACGGAGCUUUGCGACUCGAAGGCAUACAUUCCACUACAAUAUUUCUUGACUGCCUCGCAGUCGAUAUACGACCCUGGGUCUCUGCCAUUGCGGAUAGCGUCGUAUGUGCUUGGCCGACCGCUAUGGUGGGCGCUGCAGCAGGUCGGUAUAGUCGACGGCGAACAGGGUGGGAGCGAGAGUGACAGUCAGCGAUGGAGAAAAGUGAAGGGAGACUACGUGGUGGUGAGCUUGGUGGAGAAGGUGGCCGACGCCGUCAUCGAAAGGCAGCGGGAUUCGCAAGGGAUCUCUCUGGCAGACAUGCUCUAUAGCCCUGAGUCGUUCAAGGCUAAAUUUGCGAAUGUGCUGCCAGAUAUGCCUUUGUCGGAUCCGGACGUCAAAGUGCUUCUGAAGUACCUAGAGAGGGACAAGAGGGUGCUCGCGGCAGACAAAGAAGUUAUCAAGUUUGUGGAUGCUACUUCCGUUGAAGGCCGGGAGAUAUCAGCGGUAGACCACGGAGUUCUUGAACUCAAGUCUGCCGUCGACAAUCUGCAAGCGCAAGUGGACGGCUUACAACGGAAGAUCGACGAGCGGACACGCAACAUAUCUGAUGCUCUUCGUCAGAAGCGCAAAGAGAUUGCGGUGGUUCACCUCCGCUCUCGGAAGCAACUGGAAGAGCUCCUAUCCAAGCGCCUCGGGUCGCUGACUACAUUGCAGUCGACCCUUAUAACCGUAGAGGCAGCUAUGGGAGAUGUCGAGAUUAUGAGAUCCUUCGAAACAUCCACGACAACGUUGCAAGCCAUUCUGUCACACCCGUCCCUCCAACGUGAAAAGAUCCACGAGACCAUGGAUGCUAUGGCAGCCGCCACAGCGGACGCUCGCGAAGUCGACGACGCCAUCCGUUUGGGUGCAGAUAUGGCCCAAGCGGACAUGGGAAUCGACGAGGAUCAGCUGGAGAAGGAGCUGGAACAAAUGGCGAGAGACGCUCAGUCGGAGCAAGGUGAUGCAGAGGACAGGCGCAGGGUUGAGCAAUCUCAUGCUGAGGCCGAGGAGGUGCAACAAAGGAUCUCUGCAGCGCCGAGUACUCCAACACUGCAACCAGGGCAGGUUUCGCCAGAGCCUCAACUCGACAGGCGCCAGAUGGCGGCGCGUUUUGCAGCUCUCUCCAAGCAUCACGGCGAACCGCGAGAAUCUACGGCCGGGAGUACAGUAGAGCAACGCGUCAGAGAGCCUGCAUAAACA